Paramecium octaurelia is the source of this 433-nucleotide messenger RNA. The record is from the annotation of a GenBank genome assembly. NCBI's taxonomy places the organism in Eukaryota, Ciliophora, Oligohymenophorea, Peniculida, Parameciidae.
AUGGGAUGUUAAGACAGGAUAAUAAAAAGCCAAAUUAGAUGGUCAUUCAAGAGCAGUUUAUUCAAUUUGUUACUCUCCUGAUGGUACUACAUUAGCAUCUGGUGGUUAAGAUAAGUCUAUCAGAUUAUGGGAUGUUAAGUCAGGAUAAGAAAUCUUAUAUCCAGAUAAUCGUUUUAAAGACAUUCUUGCAUAAUUUUAAGUUUCAGGUUUAAGAAACAUCAAUCUUUAAGAAGGCUGUAUUUAUUUUUCUUUAUUAUCAGUAAUUUCCCCUGUUAAUUUCCUUGUUAUAUCAAAAUAGCUUAGAUUUUGCACUUAAGGAGCUCUAAUUUUGAAAGGACAAUUUAGUAAUCAAUCAGGCAUCGACUUGAGGAAAUUAUUUAAACAAAAAGGAAGUUUCAUUUUAGAGAACCAAUUUGAAUUAUAGAAACAAUGA